GCAGGGAGGAGAAACGCGGAGGUAAGCAUGGCUCGGGACGAGUUGCUGAAGAAGUCUCGCCGAGGCGCUGCUGUGUCGGCAAGACUCGUGAGGACAAUGCCUGCGGCAAGGGCAUCGUCACUUUCGUUUAACCCGUGGGUCGCGCAAAACUGGGGGUUGGUCAUCGCGGCAGCAGCGACAGUGGCCACCGUCGCCUUCUCGCUGGGGACUACGGCAAGCACCUCGAGGUCCGGUGCGAUGACCGGCUCUGCUCGCGUUGGACAGCAGUCUCUCUACGCGUCGCCGAAGAGCCGCGGUGGCAUUUCUGUCGCCCAGACGCACCGACCCUCCUCGGUACGGCCGCAUGGACGUGUGCUGCAAGAGGGGACCCCCACUGUCAUCACCCCCAUUGUCGAGUACGGGACCAAGUUGCAGAUCUUCAUGUGCAAUCCUAGCCUGGAAGUGGAGGGAAACGACGCACACCUGGUGGAUGAGGCGAGUUUGGCCGCAGCACUCAGCAAUAUCAGCGGAAUCAAACAGGCCGAUGAAGGUGACAUCACGGUGACGAUCAAGACGGAGCCGGUGGAUGUGGACGACGUAAGCUACAUGUGCGACACGGACGGCAUGCUGCAGUGGCACGCCCAGGUCGAAUACAGUGCGGCCUACGCCGGCUCGAGAGACACUACGCCGGCCGUACUGGCAGCGCAAGCCAACGACUACGUGGCGUACUCGUCUUCCCAGUUCAAGGCAUUACUGGCCGGAUUCAUCAAUGCUGAGUACGCAGGAGAGGCCGAGACUGUUGAGAUAUCUGCUGACGAUAUCUUGAUCCCCACCGUGGGUUGGAUCGUCACCUUCCCGGCGGAGGAAUCGGUCACGCAGGAGACCCACACCGCUGGCAGUUCAGAUGGGCUUGCGAUGGGGAUUGGGAGUGACAGCAGUUUGUGGGCGUGGUGGGUGUGGCUGAUCUACGCGCUGCUGAUGGCGUGCUGCUUGGUGCCGCUGUGUUGUUGCUUGCGCAGGAGGCGAACGGACGAAAAGGAGGCUGCCAGGGAUCGAUUGAUUGCUACUCGCAAGGGCCGAGGCGAAGAGAGCCUUGCCAAGAUUCGCGGACCGGAGUGGGGCAUCACCGAGCUAGACUUCGAAGGAGACUACGACGCCUACCAAAGCCAGGAGAUGAAGCGCGAGUAUGACGGCGCCGGCAGGGGCGUAGACCCGCCGGCAUACAGACCAUCCCACAGGGCCGGCCAGCAGAGCGUCAGCGCUCAAGCGUGGAUGCAGGAGGCUGGCAAAAAAUCUGCUUGGGCACAGUCUUCCGGCAAUUCGUCACGGCAAGGCGGUGGACAAAGCCCGGUGGUCCGGCGUUUCGACAUCGACGACGACGACGCUGACGAUGGAGUAGGAAAGCUUCGCAGCAAGCACCCCCAGUACAGCUUCGACGUAGGACGGGGAGGAUUCAAUGAUCGUGAUGGCGAAUCGACGUCCUGAUUUUUUGCGAAGCAUUUUUUGAAGGCUUCAAUAAUCGUGAUGGGGGUUCGAAAUCCUGAGUUUUUAGAAGUGUAAUGGUGUGAGUUGUUGGUUGGGCGCAAGGGUGGAGAAGGGGUGGUAGUAUCGAAGAUGGACAAAUUCGGGAUUUGGAAGCGCGUGUUUCUCGAAGACGGUGGUGGCGACGGUAGUGUUCAAUUCAACGUUGAGCAUAUUGCAGGAUCUCGAAUCCCAUCUUGCUUGGAUUGAAUGGACAUAUCCCAUUGUAUACGGAGAGCAGCAUUUUCCCCUGUAAAAACAAAAAACAAUGUUGCGUUCGGUGUUUUGUUCUUUUUUGCUGUUGUUGGUAGGUCGUUAGUUGGCUAGAGUUUAUGUCGUGCAUUUUUUCCAUGUGGUUGACGUUUUUGGGCUGACCUUGCGUCUAUUCUGUGUGUGUGCAGCAGACUUCAUCGCCG
Messenger RNA from Ectocarpus sp. CCAP 1310/34, 1916 nucleotides. The record is from the annotation of a GenBank genome assembly. Lineage: Eukaryota; Phaeophyceae; Ectocarpales; Ectocarpaceae.